Micropterus dolomieu (smallmouth bass) is the source of this 3793-nucleotide messenger RNA. RefSeq names its product coronin, actin binding protein, 2Ba (gene coro2ba). Gene Ontology annotation, biological process: actin filament organization. Gene Ontology annotation, molecular function: actin filament binding. The transcript has 12 exons. Lineage: Eukaryota; Metazoa; Chordata; Actinopteri; Centrarchiformes; Centrarchidae. The record is from RefSeq and is a predicted model, not a curated record. The coding region runs from base 230 to 1678 and encodes 482 amino acids.
GUAGUAACCAACCGCACACCGACUGCCAGCCAUUACUUCACUGCAGCAGCAAUCAGCCCCUCCGUAUUUAGUGAGCUAGACACACUAACCUGUCUGUCCCCUCCUCUUUUCUCUCUCUCUGCACGUUUGGCAGAGCUGCCCUCCUCUCCUCCUCAUCACUCUGCCACUCCUGCGGCGUUGCUCUCUGCUUGAAGGGGACACUGGCCUGCUCCUCACCUACUGAUUCUGCAUGACUGUCACAAAGAUGUCAUGGCGUCCGACCUACCGAAGCUCCAAGUUUCGAAAUGUCUAUGGAAAAGUAGCCAAUCGGGAGAGCUGCUUUGACGGCGUCCCCAUCACCAAGAAUGUCCAUGACAACCACUUCUGUGCCGUCAACUCCAAGUUCGUGGCAGUCGUCACGGAGAGUGCCGGCGGGGGCUCUUUUAUUGUUAUACCAUUAUCCCAGUCUGGCCGCCUGGACUCUCAUUACCCAAAAGUGUGUGGCCACCAAGGCAAUGUACUGGAUAUCAAGUGGAAUCCCUUCUUUGAAAAUAUCGUAGCGUCCUGCUCUGAGGACGCCUCGGUGCGAGUAUGGGAGAUCCCAGAAGGUGGUCUGAGGCGCAAUAUGACGGAGGCUGUGCUGGAGCUGUACGGCCACAGCAGACGGGUGGGUCUGAUCGAGUGGCACCCCACCAGCAGCGGCAUCCUCUUCAGUGCUGGCUAUGACUACAAGAUCCUGAUCUGGAACCUGGAGAUCGGAGAGCCGGUGAAAAUGAUUGACUGCCACACUGACGUCAUCCUUAGCAUGUCCUUCAACACAGACGGCAGCCUGUUGGCUACCAGCUGCAAAGACAAGAAGCUCCGUGUCAUUGAGCCGCGCUCUGGGGCGAUCCUUCAGCAACAAGGCUGUUGCAAGAACCAUCGUGUAAACCGAGUGGUGUUCCUGGGCAACAUGAAGCGACUGCUCACCACAGGGGUUUCUCGCUGGAACACACGGCAGAUUGCUCUUUGGGAUCAGGAAGAUCUGUCCAUGCCAAUUGUGGAGGAGGACAUAGACGGCCUCUCAGGACUGUUGUUUCCCUUCUAUGAUGCUGACACACACAUGUUGUACCUGGCAGGCAAGGGGGACGGCAACAUCCGUUACUUUGAGAUUACCACAGAGAAGCCGUACUUACAAUACCUAAUGGAAUUCCGGUCUCCGGCCCCACAGAAAGGACUAGGUGUGAUGCCAAAGCACGGGCUGGACGUGGGAGCUUGCGAGGUGUACCGCUUCUACAAGCUAGUCACCCUGAAGGGUUUGAUUGAGCCUAUCUCAAUGAUUGUGCCAAGAAGGUCAGACACGUACCAGGAGGACAUCUACCCCAUGACAGCAGGAACAGAACCUGCACUGUCUGCCAAUGAAUGGCUGAGCGGCAUUAAUAGAGAUCCAGUCCUGAUGUCCCUAAAGGACGGUUACCACCGGCCAAACCAAUUAGUAUUCAAGGCCCCAGUAAAGGAAAAGAAGAGUAUGGUAGUGAAUGGGAUCGACCUGCUAGAGAACGUACCACCCAGGACAGAGAACGAGCUCCUGCGGAUGUUCUUCCGGCAGCAGGAUGAGUUGCGGCGGCUGAAGGAAGAGCUGACCACCAAGGACGUGCGAAUACGCCAGCUGGAGCUGGAGCUCAACAACCUAAAGAACGUUAGCCCCAACAACGUCUGACCUCUCAGCCUCCUGGACUGGCAAAGCUGCUUCCUUUGCCCCCACUUCUGACCUCCAAUGUGCUUCUGAGCCCUCCCACCCCUCUUUUUUGAUAUAUCACACUAUACCAUAACUUCAUACCUGCUGCCCUGCAUAGUGCACACAUUAAUUUAACUGUGGGAUAAUGUCUUAACUGGUGCAAUUACUGGAAUAUUGUAAUAAUGAUAAAUAUGAUAAGUAAUAGAGGCAAGGCAGUGUUCAUAGAUUGCCACCUUAACAUGAAAUCGAUGAAAGGGCCACGAUCCAAUCAACUGAGGUAUUAGCUAUGUUUUUACAACUUCACAACUAGUCAUUUCUAAAGUUAUUGGAUAUUUUAUUGCACAUUUUCUGCCAGACCUCCUGUGCAUUUAUCUUAUUAUGCCAACUUUGUCUUUCACAUGGCAAUACCUUGAUCACCACGCAAAGGAGUCCCUACUCUCAUCCUCCUAUAAUGACCAAACCAUCAUCUAGUUCUCAUUUUUUGCUGAGGCAAAACUGGAGGAUAAAAAGACUGUCACUGGCUCCUAUUUCUCUUCCCCAAGGCCUUAGACCCUGCUGCAGACACAGAUUGCAGCGAGCUGCAGCAUCCUCUCAAAAUGGCUGAUGUGAAGUGGUUUUGCAACUGACAGACGAGACAAGCUUUUGCAGACGUGGACCAUGUUUUCCAGAGCUGCUGUUCCCGUACUUCUUUUUUUCACCUACAAAUGUUGUUGCCUAUAAGUUUACUUCUCAAUACUGACAUAUAGCUAUCAAAAUGCAGUCUUUGUUCCCAAGGACAGCAGAUAGUUCACUUGCUUAAAGUAUUUUUAUUCUUUAUUUAAAUAGUAGGAAAGCAGCAGGGGAGACAUGGAUCCAGAGGUGGUGGACUAUUGAAAUAUAGUCACAAGGGAAGCUUUGCUGGCUGUUACUGGUUUUUAGGGCUAAUUGUGAAGAUUGGGGGUGAUGUAUAUUUGCUUCUAUUUAUUUGUCACCUUACCUUUUUAGCAAAUGUAUAACAUGUAUAUUUGUUAAUCCCAUUGUUUUUCUAUGAUGUGGCUGUGCAAGUAAUGAUUGUGAUGCUUGAUAGAUUUUGCUGAAUGUUUCAGGUUGAAAUGGUGCGAGAUUUUGUGUCAAACUCUACCUUAAAUGGUAUUAGCUCUUUAGCUCUGACAACAUAACCUUCAAAUAGGGUCUCAACAUUAUAUUCAUGCCUAUUCAUAACAGUACAUAAAACUGUAAUAAUCGCCAUCCUUUUACAUUUAAACUAAGUAUAUCACUAUAACUGCGAUGUGUUUACUUGUAGAUGUGUAAUUUUGCUCUCGAGACUCCAGGUCAUCUCUCUGUCCUCCUCCACUUGUCCCAUCAACAGACAUAGGCUAUUAUAAUUGCAGUUUAAAUGCCUUUGUUUUCAGUUCUUUCCUUCAAUCUCAAACGUAAGAAAAGUGGGCAGUGGAUUAACAUUUGAUUGGCACUAUUAUGCCAGCCAGGUUCAAGCAUCUGUAAAACAUGCCAUGUAUCUUUUACUCCAGACCCCAUCACACCAGCCUUUUCUUAUUACUAAUUCUGCUCGAUAGACUAACAAAAGGAAAAAGAUGAAUUGGCUACAUGCAUAGCAAGAAGUAAACAGCAAGUUAAGGACUGAAGGUCAGAAGUCUUCCCUGAUCAUGUCAUUGUGGGAACAUAAAGGGUCCAAAGCUUUACAGCUUCAAUCAGAAAACAACAAAAACAUAGGAGCCCUUUAAAUGUAGAUUUGAACCACUGACACACUAAAGGUAAACGUGGAUAUUAAAGGCUAAGGCUGUAAAAGGCUACAGUGAAAGUAGAUAGCAGGGAAAGGAUCUAUCAGAGACAGAUCGGCUACAUUGUAGACAGGUAAAGUUGUUUCUAGAGUAAUGCAACGUCAGGCCUUCUCAAGUAGGUUUACUGGGGACUAAAAUCAAACAUUUAACUGUUCUUUUUUUUUUUAAAGUAGCCUAACAAGAGACAAAGGCUUUUGAAAUGACUGAAACGCUCUUUAUACAAUUGUUGAAUGGCAUUUUGGUGUUACCGUGGCAGUUCCUCUGUAUUUGUUUGGCACUGAACUUGAUGGAAAACAAAGUAAAACCCAGCUUAAAUUCA